Molecule: messenger RNA, 2029 nt
Organism: Brassica oleracea var. oleracea
Lineage: Eukaryota; Viridiplantae; Streptophyta; Magnoliopsida; Brassicales; Brassicaceae
Product: probable WRKY transcription factor 61
Exons: 4
Coding region: 25-1554 (509 amino acids)
Biological process (GO): regulation of DNA-templated transcription
Molecular function (GO): DNA-binding transcription factor activity; sequence-specific DNA binding
Source: RefSeq, a predicted model, not a curated record
GCUAAAGAAUAUCAAAGGAGAACAAUGGAGAAGGAAGAGUUCUUGAGGAGUGGUCAUGGAAGAGAAGAAAGAAACGAGGAGAUGAGAAAACUUGAUUCUGAUCAAGAACACGACCAUAUUAUUAGAUCCAAGUUGGACUCAAUUAAAGUCGAAAUGGAGGAGGCUAAAGAUGAAAACCGAAGGUUAAAAUCAUCAUUGAGUAGGACAAAAAAGGAGUUUGAGAUCCUUCAAACACAAUACAACCAAUUAAUGGUAAUAAUACAUGAAGACCCGAAUAAGUUCUUACCAAAAGAAGAAGAUGAAGACAAAGAAAGAACUAGCGACCGUGAAGAACUUGUCUUGUUGAGCCUAGGUAGACGGUUAAAAUCACCGGUUCCAAGUGGCUCAAUGACAAAUAAAGAAGAGAAAAUGAAAGACUUCAUGAAGGAAACCGAUGAUGACAAAAGAAUUAAUGAACAAGGGUUAAGUAUGGGAUUUGAAUACAAAGAUUUGAGUAAUCCUAGUGAGAAGUUAGAGGUUGACCAUAAUCAAGAAAAGACGUCCUUGGAGGUUAGUAACAGUAAUAAGAUCCAAUCAGAGAAUAGUUUUGGGUUUAAGAAUGAUGGAGAUGAGCAUGAAGAUGAAGAAGAGCCAUUGCCUCAAAACAUUGCUAAGAAAACUAGGGUUUCUGUGAGAGCAAGAUGUGAGACACCGACGAUGAACGAUGGAUGUCAGUGGAGGAAAUAUGGCCAGAAAAUAGCUAAAGGGAAUCCAUGUCCUCGAGCUUAUUAUCGUUGUACCAUUGCACCUUCUUGUCCCGUAAGAAAACAGGUGCAAAGAUGUUCAGAAGACAUGUCUAUACUUAUCUCAACUUACGAAGGAACACACAGCCAUCCACUUCCCAUGUCAGCAACCGCCAUGGCCUCUGCCACUUCCGCCGCAGCUUCCAUGCUCCUCUCCCGAGCCUCCUCCUCCUCCGCAGCCGAUCUUCAUGGCAUUAACUUCUCUCUCUCCAGCAAUAGCAUCACUCCAAAACCACUCCUCCAAACUUCUUCAGGCCAUCCCACCGUCACUCUCGACCUCACAACCACCUCCUCGUCCCAACAACCAUUCUUAUCAAUGCUCAAUAGGUUCAGUGCUCCUCCUAGUAACGUCCCAAGAUCUAAUAGUUACCCUUCAACCAAUCUCAGCUUUUCAAACAACACCAACACUUUGAUGAAUUGGGGUGGUGGUAGUAACCGCAAUGAGCAAUACCGUGCACCUUACGGCAACACUAGCACCCAUCAACAAUCACCUUACCAACAUAUGAUUCAAACCCGAGCCGCUGGAUUAUCAUUUGACACAUUUGGAAGAUCUUCCUCAUCGUCUCCACAUCCCACACAAAACAGUCUUGACAACGUCAAUUUCAAGAAUAUUACUCAUGAUCAAGUGCAAUCUUUACCGGCGGAAACAAUCAAGGCGAUCACGACAGAUCCAAAAUUUCAAUCAGCCUUGGCGACUGCUUUAUCUUCCAUCAUAGGCGGCGACCUAAAGAUAGAUAAUGUGACUAGAAAUGAAGCCGAGAAGAGCCCUUAAAGUAUAUGUUCUCAUACUUUGGUAUAUGGUUUUCGUUUUAAUAGUUUCCUAGUUCAUCUAUACUUUGGUUUAUAAUCAUAAUUUUUAAUUUGCUGUUGGAGUUUAUGGAGGUAAUGUAUGUCAAACUUGAACAUAUAUGUGUCCCAUCUAACGACAUAGUUAAUUAUUUUUUUCUCUUACGUAAGAAUCAUGGCAUCAUCAUGGCAUCUAUAUAUAUUUAGACAAAGACGUGCAUACCAUAAUAAAUAAACAGACUAUACACUUUAUAUAUUAAUUAUUCUCUCUAGUCUAUAAUUAAUAUAUAUGGCGUCGCUUCAAUUUUCAUCUUAUCUCCUGGGAACAAACCAUAAAAACAUAACUCCACUCCGAUCUUCCAAAGCUAUUCUCCAGCCUCAUCCACCGAAUCGUGUCCCUCGAAAAGUUUUUUUUUUUGCGUUACGUGUCUCUCUAUAUACCAGUAACCUUUUGCGUCAGA